Molecule: messenger RNA, 308 nt
Organism: Owenia fusiformis
Lineage: Eukaryota; Metazoa; Annelida; Polychaeta; Sabellida; Oweniidae
Source: the annotation of a GenBank genome assembly
UAUAUAACGCCAGCUGAAAAUUGUCCAACGGGGUGGUUUGCAACACGGCCUAUGUCUGGAUCUCCCAUCAACUGCAUUUAUAUAAGUCCCGAAGCGGACAAAAAAUCCUGGGAUGACGCAGCGUCUCAUUGCCUUGAAAGCUACAGCGCAAACUUGUUGAUGGUCGCGGACGCAGCUACAAAGGUGUUGGUCGAUGCCAAGGUUGCUAGCGAUGGUCUAUACAUGUACUGGACGGGCCUCAACGAUAGAAACCAAGAGGAGAGAUGCCAGAAAUGGCACUGGGCCGAUCACACGCCCGUAAAAACGUG